Molecule: messenger RNA, 462 nt
Organism: Trichophyton benhamiae CBS 112371
Lineage: Eukaryota; Fungi; Ascomycota; Eurotiomycetes; Onygenales; Arthrodermataceae
Exons: 1
Coding region: 1-462 (153 amino acids)
Cellular component (GO): membrane
Source: RefSeq, a predicted model, not a curated record
AUGUCUCGAUUUUGGUGUGUUUUCGUGGCCAGCAUACUGUUCUGCAUCUCUCAGUUCGGUGGUGCCAAAAUCUCCAACCCUCAUCAUCUUCUCUUCAUCUCAUCCUUGACAGGCCUAGCAUAUGGUGUACUAUUCGGAGUUUAUCCUGCCAUUGUCUCCCAUGCAUUUGGAAUAUCUGGGUUUUCCCAGAACUGGGGCGUUAUGACUCUCGCCGCUGCGAUUUUUGGCCAUAUAUUCAAUUACAUCUAUGGUGUCAUAUAUGACAGCCACUCGAAAGUCUUGCCUGAUGGCACACGCCAGUGCAAUAUGGGACUGGAGUGCUAUUCGACGGCGUAUCUGGUGGCAUUCUACGCAUCUAUUUGCUCCGGAUUUCUAACAUUAUUAGGAGUUUUCCUUGAAAGAUAUAGGCGGCAUCAGAGAUUACUUACUGAGGAAGAUGAGAUACCCCAACAAGCUGCAUGA